UUCAUUAUCUUGGUUUCCUGAACGGAACACCUGCCCACCACGACCAACCUUGUAUCACAACACCGACGUCGCCUUCCACUUUGAUAGUCGGACAAGCCCGAGGCGGCAUGUGGUCAACAUUUGGGUCGGGUCUUUGGGUUGCCCGCCAUAUCUAAACACAAAACGCUGACGAGAGUGGUGUGCUUACAGGAAGCGGCACCCGCUCACAAUCACCAAACACGCUCGUUUAUAAACAAGAAAACAUACUACUACAUCAAAUAUGCGUUCCGCUUCGCUAAUGGUUGCCGCCGUCUUGACGGCUGGCUCGGUCGUCGUCGCUGAAAACAGACCAAAGAUCUACUACCCCCGCCACGUCAUUCGCAGGUUCACCAACGAGACCGGUUCGACCCCGUCCGACGGCGUCUCGACCACCGCGAAUGAGGAAGCGCCCAGCAAUCCAUUGAUCAACAUUCCCACCCUCGAUCUUCCUGGAAUCCUCGACCCCAGCGAUGGGCCGUCCGCUCCUGGUCCUGGCAUCAGCAACACUACUCGCACGUCUAGUGGCAUCACAAUCGCCCCAACUGUAGUGUCUAGUUCGUCAGACUCAACCGAGACCACCGGGGAGACAACCACAGAGAAGCCCAGCCUUGGCGACAUCAUCUCUAGCAUUCUCAAUGGCGACGAUCCCGCUACCACGACGGGCACCGGUUCGACGACGGGUACCGAGACUGCGACAGCGACUUCAAGCUCGACCGGCGGCUUGGACCUCGGCAUCACCUUGCCAACUCUGAUCCCGACCACCACGGAGACUAGCGAGACGGCCAGCGCCACUGCCUCGAGCUCUGAUGCGGAUUCGGUCAAUGCCACUACCACAUCGACUACCAGUGGCGGUCUCGGCAUCACACUGCCUACGCUUCUACCCACUCUGUUCCCCACGACGACAGAGGAGUCGAGCACCAGUGAGUCGACCACUGUCGGCGGUGCCAACGCUACCAGCAGCUCUUCUGAGGGCUUGGGUAUUACCCUGCCGACCCUCCUGCCGACCCUCUUCCCGACCACCACCGAAUCAUCCGCAUCUGAGUCCACGAGCGGAUCUGUCUCGAGCAGCAGCGGAAUUGAUGUGACCUCGCUUUUCCCUACUGUGACUCUGGUCCCGGACCCGACCACGACGCCUCCGAUCUCCAACGUUACCGAGUCGUCCACGUUCAGCAUUCCUUCGCAGACCGCCUCCGCAAGUGACUCUGCAUCUAUCACUCUUCCUCCCACAGGCUCCUCUUCAAUCGUCCUCCCGCCACCUACCAGCGUGCCUGGCAACUCGACGACCGCCUCUGAGACUUCUUUGCCCCCUGUCCCGACUUCAAGCAUCGUCAUCCCGCCACCUAUCGGAAACUCCACGGCGAGCGCCUCGUCCUCGGCCUCGAUCUCGGCGUCGACCUCGAGCGAACCGGUCCAGAUCCAGACCACUCCGACAUCCACCUUGGUUCCCAGCACCACGUUCACUGGCACCAGUGUGACUCCCACCGCCACAAUCACCGACUCGGAAUCCUGGCUCCCUACGACCAUUCUCGUUCAGCCUUCGACCACGGAUAUGAGCACCGGUGGUCUGCCUACAACUGCUACUGGCAUUCCUAGCAACUUGCCCCAGGCCCUCUCGCCUUGGGACGAGGCUCCUCAGCAGCCCGACGGAACGUCUCUAAUUCAGAUCUCGUUCCUGUAUGGUGUCAACUACCAGUUCCUGGUUGGGCAGCCCAUGGCUGCUGCGCAGCUGUUCCAGCACUUGCCGGAAGCACUCGCUUUUGCCGGUGGCUUUGACAAGUCCAAAUCGGUCAUGCACAGCAUUGUUCCGUACGACACCAUCAGCACCCUCGGCUACAUCACCUCUCAAGCUCUCGUCUACUUCCCGACGGACCAGAUCCCUCAGUUGCAGGUGGACGUCAGGACCCCGGCUUCGCUGCUGUACAACAACCCUUCCCCGAUCGUCUACAACUUGACUGCGGAGAUCAACCCGGCCAUUGACAUCAUCCUCGGCUCGCUUCUCAACGGCGGCACUGGAACUGGUGGCACUGGGCCUUUCCCCACCGACACAGGCCCGUCCAACAACGAGCCCUUCAGCGCUGGAAACUCUGGUGAAAACACAAGCGGCACUCAGAAGGCGCAGACUGCUGGUAUCGCUGUUGGUGCCGCCGCUGUCGCCUCUGCGUAUGGUGCUGCCAUGUUCAUCAUUGCUCGCCGCUACAAGCGCAAGAGGCAGGGCCACAAGCGCAACAGCUCGAUCUCCUCCAACUCUGAGAUGAGGCAGACAGGCAGCCCUGCGCUCAUGGGAGGUGCUCUCCUCAGCAGGGACUUCACUGGAUAUGGUGGCGUCCAGGGCAACACCCGCCACAGCCAGAAUAGUGGACACAACUCUGCCCGCACCGCGAUCAUCUCUGCUCCUGUCGCUGCCGAGAACUCCUUGGGAUGGAACUGAAAACUUGCUGCACAUCAUGCAGACCCCGUACAUCAAGACCAGGUGUAUUGUGGGCAAUCCUUCCAGCAAGGCCUGACAUGCACGUCCGAG
Messenger RNA from Microdochium trichocladiopsis, 2536 nucleotides. RefSeq lists its product as uncharacterized. The transcript has 2 exons. Gene Ontology annotation, molecular function: osmosensor activity. The record is from RefSeq and is a predicted model, not a curated record. Gene Ontology annotation, cellular component: site of polarized growth; extracellular region; plasma membrane. The coding region runs from base 260 to 2446 and encodes 728 amino acids. Gene Ontology annotation, biological process: establishment of cell polarity; osmosensory signaling pathway via Sho1 osmosensor; signal transduction involved in filamentous growth. Lineage: Eukaryota; Fungi; Ascomycota; Sordariomycetes; Xylariales; Microdochiaceae.